Hypoxylon fragiforme is the source of this 1560-nucleotide messenger RNA. RefSeq lists its product as uncharacterized. The transcript has a single exon. NCBI's taxonomy places the organism in Eukaryota, Fungi, Ascomycota, Sordariomycetes, Xylariales, Hypoxylaceae. Gene Ontology annotation, molecular function: protein binding. The record is from RefSeq and is a predicted model, not a curated record. The coding region runs from base 1 to 1560 and encodes 519 amino acids.
AUGGAUCCUCCACAUAUCACGGAAUUCGCCUCGCGGCGGUAUUUCGAUAAGCUUAAGCAGCUGAGCGAGCAGAAAGAACAUCACAACGAUGCCGUUCCACAUCCUCAUGACGGCGCUGUUGCGGCCGAAUCCUCGACUUUUAUUCUACCCAUUGGAAGGGCAAAGUCAAUUGACCAAUCUGCCCAUGACAUUCAAAGGAGCGAGAAACGCCGAACCAAUUUUAGCCUCAGGACUAUCUUACCUUCACGCAGCUCUGUCGAUCACGAUGCUCAGCGUCAGUCUACCGAGACACCGAAAAGAAAAAUCACCCCUUUCGAUCAAUUAUUCUUGGCGCUACCUAACGAGUUGAAGAUCCAAAUAAUUGCCUCCUUACCUCUAUCUGAUGUUCUAAGCCUUCGUCUAGCGUCACGAUCGUGGCACGAAAUGAUUACGGUUAAUGAGUUCCCGAUUGCUCGGUAUCACCUUGAACAUCACGUACCGGUAUAUGCGAAACGAUUAUAUCCAGCACCUGAUCCUUCUGCGAUACGACUUCAUUAUCUUUGUGGGAUAUGGCAUCGAUUACAUGUGGCUGCUAAACUUUCCUACUUAAUAAGCGAAUGGGUGACGAAGGAGAUUUUUCUAAGAACUACCGAGGCACAACGCGUGGACUUCGAACCACAAUACGAGAGAAUGCGUCGCCGAUUAAUACCCUUACUCUUUACGAUAUUUCAUUUCUUCGAGACAUACCGGACAUUACAUAUCGAGUAUAUCAAAAAGCAUGGGCACGGUUUAUCACGAGUGCCUCAUACUCUAAAUCCCAUCGAGCUCAGGAUUAUGAGCAUGUAUGACGACCAGACUUUACUACGAGUACAUCAGGUGUUCCCGUUGGUCGUGUCAUCAUUUUGCCGGCGCCUCCGGCCUCCCUCCUAUGUUGGUCGAUUGGAGCGUUCGCUCAGAGGUUACCUGAAGGAUCGCCCUCCUGACGAAGUGUAUGUGACAGCUCUAUGUGUCGGUGGGCUUCGGCAGGUCGAACGGUUCUGGGAGAUUAAAGGAUAUAACCUGAGGAGAGGCGCUGUCGAUUCGUGGUACAAUUCCGUUUUGAAAGAACCUACCGAGGCAGCGGCAAAAUCGCGAAGAGGAUUCAUGGGUCUGGCCCGGAAAAAGUCUAGCGCGAGUGAAUCUGAUAUCCAUAAAGUCGGGGAAGCGGGUCGAGGGCGGCGAGGGUCAGAAACGGGUCGAAGAGGCAGCGAUGUGUCAAUGACUGGCGCGUGGGAGAAUCUGGUAUACAACACGAGCCUAGCUGAAGGCAUGCCGAUGGGUGACUUAUCACGAGAACAACUCAAAAUUUUGCUCCCCGACUCGCCGACGCUACAACACAUAUGGAUGCCGACGGCUGAGGCCCUCAUACUCGACCGGAAGAUCGUCGAACGACCCCAGGAUAUCAAGCGCAACGCACAGGUCAUGUUGGAGCUGAUCCGCGAGGAUGGCGCGGCUGAAGAGGAUGAAUGGUGGUACGGGCGAUACGCACCCGAGUCGGUUCGACCACCCCUCGAAGCUAUCGAGGAAGAUCCUAUUGAAUAA